Molecule: messenger RNA, 915 nt
Organism: Nymphaea colorata (pocket water lily)
Lineage: Eukaryota; Viridiplantae; Streptophyta; Magnoliopsida; Nymphaeales; Nymphaeaceae
Product: histone H3-like centromeric protein cnp1
Exons: 7
Coding region: 319-834 (171 amino acids)
Cellular component (GO): nucleosome
Molecular function (GO): protein heterodimerization activity; structural constituent of chromatin; DNA binding
Source: RefSeq, a predicted model, not a curated record
ACUGGGCCUUAUUUAUUAGGCGACCGGAGCGCGAGUUGAAAUAGACAGGUCGAACCGGCUGGGCCGAGUGGCAGUCCCGCCUUUCAUUCGUUGCCACUUGAAGCUUUGAAACAAGUUUGAAUUCCGAGCGCCAAAAAUUUCCAACGGUUUACUGAGCAGAGCUGCCGUUCGCCUGAGCAGUAACUUGGGACGAAGAUAGCGAAAGGAAGGAGGGGGUUGGGGGCGCGACGGGAAGGUGAUCAUCAUCAACAUCGUCAACGUCACGGAAGAGCUGAUGGAAAAGAAGGGAUUCUGUUAGGUUUUGGCUGAGUCGGUCUAAUGGUCAGGCGGAAGACGGUGGCUCCGCCCAGGGGCCGCCGGCGCUCGUCUGAACUACGAACGGCCGCCGGUCGAGCUACCGCUGCAAGCCCGCGAACUCCAGGAACCCCAGCUCCCCCCUCAAGCCCACACACUCCUUCUGAUGUGUAUCAGGGAGGGGCAAAAGUGGGUGGAACAGGAGCUGUAGACGAUGCAAGACAACCGACACAGCGGUCGCGGAAGCACCGUUACAGGCCUGGGACCGUUGCUCUCCGGGAAAUCCGAAUGCUGCAGAAGUCAGUUAACCUUCUCAUACCCACGAUGCCGUUUGUUCGAGUUGUGAGAGAAAUUGCUGGAUAUAUUUCAAAAGAACCUUUGCGGUUUACUGCUGAGGCAUUGCUUGCAAUUCAAGAGGCAGCAGAAGCGGAAUUGGUGCAUUUGUUUGAGGACGCACAGCUAUGUGCCAUACAUGCAAAGCGUAUUACACUUAUGGCGAAGGACUGGCAACUUGCACGCAGACUUGGUGGGAAUAGAUGAAGACUAUUGUGAUUGAUGUUACUGUAAUUUGUAUGUGGACCCUUUUAUCAAUGAAUAAGUUUUACAUUGAUUGCUCAGUAA